UGUUCCGAGCGCGGGGCAGGGCAGAGCUGAGCGGGGCUGAGCGGGGCAGCGGGGCUGCCGUGCCGACAGGGGCCGGCACAGGGAGCGCCCUGCGCAGCUCCCGGCACAAGUGCGGAGCGGCGCCCCGGGGCUGCGCCGGCUGCCGGCUCCUCGCCCCUUACCUCCGCGCUCCCGGGACGGCCUUUUUGGGCGGGAGGGCGGGAGGGGGGUUACCUUUCCUUAGGGAAGUCCCGUCCCUUGCCAGGGAAACUUUUUACGUUCCUGUGCGUGAGAGGCAACCUAGUUGCACUCACUGAAGUGCGAGGAGUGUUUGGCUUCUCCCGUACCAGCCUCCUCCUCCAUCUAUUCCCCCCCGCUCCCGCCCCGAAUUUCUCCUCCCGUUUUGCUCCGAGUUGCUCUUUAUUUGUGUGUGGAGAAAGCGGUGGGGGGGACGACUUGUAGGGGGGAUGUUCUGUUUUGGCCAGAGGAACAGUGCAAAAGGGGAGCCUCGGCUCGGAGAAGACACGAGAAUAAAUAAAUAAGGAGCGGCCCUAAAAUAAAGGUAGCGGCAUAUCCCGGCAGCGAGCAACAACAACAACAAAAACAAAGUUGCUGUAAAACAAAUGUGAUGGGAAGGAGCAGCGGAGCCGUCCAUCGCGGGACAGCGACAAGCUUUUACGCCGGCCCCGCGCGAGUUUAAUUGCAAAAAACCAAACUGGUUUUCCCUGUGGACGGGGCGACUUUAUCCACGCCCAGCCGGACUUUCUGCCUCAGUCCAGACACUUCCAAAGUCAGAUACCCGCGGAGAGCCGCCAGCUGCCUUUCACACGGCGGUUCUCCCGAGCCGCGGGGGCUCCGCGCCGUGCCCGGCCGGGGAGCAGCCCCGCGGCGCCUUCCGCCGGGAAGGGAGAGCGGGAUCCCACGGCAUCUCCGCUGCCAAUCGGUAGUUGGCAUCUAAAGUUUCAUUUACAUUUAUGAAACUGCCGCUCCGGGCCAAGCAGGCGCGGUGCUGCCGCUCCGUAGCCGCGGGCAGGGCUUGCAGCCGAGCGCACGGAGGGACGCGCUGGGCUCACGCGUGGCGGUGUGAAAUAGCUGGUACUGACAAAAACCCUGCGGCUCGAGCUGUACCGGACAAGGGAGCGACUUGGCCGGUUCCAGUCUGAGUGUGAAGUCAUGCUAGAACAACCACUGAGCUGUAAAUUGAAAGGAAGAUAAUUUCUGCUUGUGGAGGAAAAGAAAGGUGAAUAACCUCAAUGGAAGACUCUCAGGAUCUAAGUGAACAGUCAGUGAAGAAGCCGUGUCCGGAGUCCGAUGGUUCAGAGCCGCAGAAUCCCAGGUCUAUGGAAAUGCAGGAUCUAGCCAGUCCUCAUAAUCUUGUUGGAAGUAGUGAUGCACCAGGUAGUUCCAAACUGGAUAAAUCUAAUCUCAAUAGCACAUCAGUCACAACAAAUGGAACAGGAGGAGACAACAUGACUGUGUUAAAUACUGCAGACUGGUUGCUGAGUUGCAGUACUCCCUCCUCUGCAACAAUGUCUCUUCUUGCAGUCAAAACAGAACCCAUGAACAACAGUGAAACAGCAACAACAACUGGAGAUGCAUCGCUUGACACUUUUACUGGGUCAGUAAUAACAAGUAGUGGCUACAGUCCCAGAUCAGCGCACCAGUACUCUCCACAGAUAUAUCCCUCCAAGCCCUAUCCGCACAUUCUUUCUACACCAGCAGCUCAAACAAUGUCUGCCUAUGCUGGACAAACGCAGUAUUCGGGAAUGCAGCAGCCAGCGGUCUAUACAGCCUACUCACAGACAGGACAGCCCUACAGCUUGCCCACUUACGAUUUGGGUGUAAUGUUGCCAGGCAUCAAGACGGAAAGUGGGCUCUCGCAGACCCAAUCUCCUCUGCAGAGCGGGUGCCUCAGUUACAGCCCAGGGUUUUCCACCCCACAGCCAGGCCAAACACCGUACUCCUACCAGAUGCCAGGUUCUAGUUUCACACCAUCAUCCACUAUUUAUUCAAACAACUCUGUUUCAAAUUCUACAAACUUCAGUAGUUCACAACAGGAUUAUUCGUCAUACACAGCUUUUGGCCAAAAUCAGUAUGCACAGUAUUACUCAGCAUCAACAUAUGGUGCAUAUAUGACCUCAAACAACACGGCUGAUGGCACUUCAUCAUCAUCAACCUACCAAUUACAGGACUCUCUCCCUGGCUUGACUAGUCAACCAGGUACAGAUCUACAUUCAGGGGAGUUUGACACAGUGCAGAGCCCCUCCACGCCAAUCAAAGAUCUUGAUGAGAGAACAUGUAGGAGUUCUGGGUCAAAGUCUCGGGGUAGAGGGCGGAAGAAUAAUCCAUCACCCCCUCCGGACAGUGACUUGGAGCGUGUAUUUGUUUGGGAUUUGGAUGAAACAAUCAUAGUUUUUCAUUCGCUGCUUACAGGAUCCUAUGCACAGAAGUAUGGCAAGGAUCCACCCAUGGCAGUGACCCUUGGACUACGAAUGGAAGAAAUGAUUUUUAAUCUUGCUGACACACAUUUAUUUUUUAACGAUUUAGAGGAAUGCGAUCAAGUUCAUAUAGAUGAUGUUUCUUCAGAUGAUAAUGGACAAGACCUAAGUACCUACAGUUUUGCAACUGAUGGCUUCCAUGCAGCUGCAAGUAGUGCAAACCUUUGUCUGCCAACAGGUGUAAGAGGAGGGGUUGACUGGAUGAGGAAGCUGGCUUUCCGUUACAGAAGAGUAAAAGAGUUGUAUAAUACUUACAAGAACAACAUAGGAGGACUCCUGGGUCCUGCUAAAAGAGAUGCAUGGUUGCAAUUAAGAGCAGAGAUUGAAGCUCUAACAGACUCCUGGCUUACAAAUGCACUUAAAUCAUUAUCAAUUAUCAGCACAAGGAGUAAUUGUGUAAACGUGUUGGUAACAACAACCCAGCUUAUCCCAGCACUUGCAAAAGUUCUACUAUACAGCUUAGGAGGAGCUUUUCCUAUUGAAAAUAUAUACAGUGCAACCAAAAUAGGAAAAGAAAGUUGCUUUGAACGAAUAAUGCAAAGGUUUGGCAGAAAAGUAGUAUAUGUUGUAAUUGGGGAUGGUGUAGAAGAAGAACAGGCAGCAAAAAAGCACAACAUGCCUUUCUGGAGGAUAUCCAGUCAUUCGGACCUCUUGGCUCUCCAUCAAGCACUGGAACUAGAGUAUUUGUAACUGUGUUCUAAAGCUGGUGAUCCUUUUAUAUGUAUAUAUAUAUAUAUAUACAUACAUAUAUAUAUAUGUAUACGUAUUUCAAGUACACUGAAUUUUUAUGUGUGAUUCAAUGCCUCUGGCUUUACACAUAUGAAUUGUCUUAAGAAGGGAAGAAAUAUUUGGAAUUAAAAAUUCCAAAUUGAAGAAUUCAGAUUGCUGAAUGGAGUUAAAGCAUUAGUGCUACGUAAGAAAGCUCUAUGGUCUUAUAUAUGCAACAUUUUUAAAUGAAUUAAAACUGUGGAGGUUGCUGGUACACACCAAGUGAGCCCUGACAGGAGUGAACAAAGGACUCGAACUGGCAAAGCACCAAAACGCAUUUUCCAGCCAACAAGGUGGUGUUCAACAACAUUCCUCAAAAUGGGAUAUAUUCUCAGCACUGAGGUUUGAACCAGACUUUAGCCUACCUAACCCAAAAAAUCUGAAUUGGAAUGCACUCAGACUGUAUAAUGACAAUCCUGUCUAGACAUGUAAUUUGUGUAAAUUAUUGAUGAAAAUAAUUUACUGUGACUUUAUUAGCAGCUGAUUUUGGAAGUGGAUGCAAUUUUUCUUUCUUUUUUUGGGGGGGUGGGGGCAGGGGAGGGAAAGGGUUAUAUAAUAUUGUCUCUUUUAUAAGUUUGGCAAAGAGAAUGUGCAUAUGAUGUGUUGUGCCUUAAAGAGAAGACUGUGUUCGUGUGUUAUAAUGUAAUUUUGGUUAAAAACUCUGUAGAUAAACAAAAAAACCUUUGUGAUAAUUUUUCACAUGACCAAAUUUGAAAUUCAAAGAAAUCAAAGAGCAGGGCUGCACCAAAGAAUUUAAGUAUUUGUUGCAGUAAGAAAAAUAAAUAAAGGAAAGUUUGUGUUUUUAUUUGGA
Passer montanus (Eurasian tree sparrow) is the source of this 4056-nucleotide messenger RNA. RefSeq names its product EYA transcriptional coactivator and phosphatase 4 (gene EYA4). Gene Ontology annotation, cellular component: nucleus. Gene Ontology annotation, molecular function: protein tyrosine phosphatase activity. The record is from RefSeq and is a predicted model, not a curated record. The coding region runs from base 1233 to 3167 and encodes 644 amino acids. The transcript is spliced from 22 exons. NCBI's taxonomy places the organism in Eukaryota, Metazoa, Chordata, Aves, Passeriformes, Passeridae. Gene Ontology annotation, biological process: negative regulation of extrinsic apoptotic signaling pathway in absence of ligand; positive regulation of DNA repair; cell differentiation.